AUUUUCUUUUUCUAACUUCGCUGCAAGAAAGCAGCUAGCUAGCUGGCAAACAAGCCGCGUUAUUUUCGAGAAUGGCCUCCAAGAAGGGGAAGAAGGUUGUUAAUCAAGAGGAACUCCGGCGUUUGAUGAGGGAAAAACAGCGGAAAACAACCGACAAGAAGCGCGUCGAGUCUCCUUUCGCUAAGUACAACGGUCUCGGGCACCUCAGUUGUAUCCUGUGUAAUGUGCAGGUGAAGUCCGAGCUACUGUGGCCAACACAUGUUCUCGGAAAACCGCACAAAGAGAAAGUUGCUGAGUUGAAGGGUGGAAAGACUCAAUCGGUAACACAACAGAGUCAGCCGGUGAAGCGCAAAGCGCCGGACAACGAGGACCUUAACGGGAAAAAGGCAAAACCCUCGUCAGGUGCAGGACAGUCUGCGUCAGAGCUACCGGGAGAUUUCUUUGCGAAACCCAGCGAAAAGGAAGCUGUGCCUACUCAAAAGUCUGCAGGCUUGAGUCUGUUGGCUGGUGUUUAUGAUGAGGACGACGAUGAUGAAGAAAAUGCCGCAGAGGAAUGCCAGGCGGGAACCUCAGGUCCCGCUCCCGAGAAGGCUGAAGUCGCAGGACUACUACCAUCUGAUUUCUUUGACAGCUCCAUCCCGUCCACACCCGCCAUCUCCCAUUCGGGCUCCAUCCUCAAAGCAGACAUCCAGGAGAAAAGCGCCGAAAAGAAAGACAACACAGCCGAAGCCCUGCCGGAGGGUUUCUUCGACGAUCCCGUGAGAGACGCCAAAGUGCGCAACGUCGACGCACCCAAAGAUCAGAUGGACAAGGAGUGGGAAGAGUUUCAGAAGGAGAUCCGACAGGUGAACACAAAGUCAGAGGCCAUCGUGGCGGAGGACGAUGAAGAGGGCCGCCUUGAACGUCAGAUUGAUGAAAUUGAUGAACAAAUUGAGUGCUAUAGGAGGGUUGAGGUGCUGAGAGACAAACGGGAUGUGGUGAAGAGCAAGCCUCUGGCCAGGAAAGAUCAGCACAUGGAGACAGAUGCCAGCAAUGACGAGGAAGAGGAGGAUGAAGAGGAGUUGCUGGGGCUCUUGUCCCGGGACUGGAGGGCUAAAGAUGCACUGUCCUAAGUUUCCCCAAGAGCUUAUAAGACCCUGGAAAAGACUGCAUAUAAAUCAGGGCUGAGAGAGGUAUUCCAAAAACUGUAAAUAUCUUUGUGAAAAGAUCUUUACAUCAUCUUUUUGUAUGUAUCACACUGAUUUAAAUAUGAUUCAGUGAUGUACAAUAUUCUUGUAAAACACUGUUUGGUGCAACUGGAAAAUACGGUUUCUCAGUUCAUGACUUAAAAAAACAACAGAUUGACCACAAAUCAAACCUUUAA
Acanthopagrus latus (yellowfin seabream) is the source of this 1363-nucleotide messenger RNA. RefSeq names its product zinc finger protein 830 (gene znf830). The record is from RefSeq and is a predicted model, not a curated record. Gene Ontology annotation, biological process: mitotic DNA replication checkpoint signaling; nuclear DNA replication; mitotic DNA damage checkpoint signaling. Lineage: Eukaryota; Metazoa; Chordata; Actinopteri; Spariformes; Sparidae. Gene Ontology annotation, molecular function: nucleic acid binding; zinc ion binding. The transcript has a single exon. Bases 72 to 1112 code for a protein of 346 amino acids. Gene Ontology annotation, cellular component: spliceosomal complex; nucleus.